AUGUCAGCAUCUGUUGCAAGAGGUGGAAGUGGUAAAAAUGGAACCCAAGGUCAUCGCAACUACAACGCAGUCCACAACGAUGCUAUAUGGCGUCAGACAAUAAGGUAUGAGCUCAAUACAGCCAAUAACUGGGAAUCUCAUUGGGGGUUUAUGAGAGAUAGUAUGAUUUCAGCAGAUGAUCAAAAGACGAGGCUUCCACCUCUCUCACUGAAUGCUCAAAAGCGACAGCCCAAUAUAAUGGAAACAGGGUUGCCAUCCAAAAUCCCACCGGGUUUAACGACGGGAGCUCAAGAUGCAAUCCUUGCAGAUUGGCUAUGCACAUACAGUGUUCCACGGAUCAUGAAGUAUCGCUUUCCUUCCGAGAAAUACACCAUACCAGCAACGACAGCCAAUGAGAUUGGAUGGCCAUGGGAACAAACACAAAAGAAAUUAGGCAUGCCAUUUGCUAUUCAGAAGCAAGCAAUGGAACCUCGACGCUUUGCGAGUUUUGAAGAAAUGCAAAGGGCACAACGCGGGAUAGAUCAACAAACCAAGGAGCAAGUAGGAGGACAGCAGGAAGCAGGAGAGAUUUCGCAGGCAAGAAGUAGGGUUCCAGGUCCAUACACGCUAGAGAGGUUUGGAAAGCAUGCUCGUGGUCGUGGGGAUGUUUUGAAGUGGUUUGGUGCUCGGGAAUCACUCCCAUGA
Batrachochytrium dendrobatidis JAM81 is the source of this 684-nucleotide messenger RNA. RefSeq lists its product as uncharacterized. The record is from RefSeq and is a predicted model, not a curated record. Lineage: Eukaryota; Fungi; Chytridiomycota; Chytridiomycetes; Rhizophydiales. The coding region runs from base 1 to 684 and encodes 227 amino acids. The transcript is spliced from 3 exons.